ACACUUUAGAAGUUAAAGCCUUUCAAAACCUUCAUCUCCUCUUCAAUUAAGCCGCACCCUAUGCUUCCCUCUUUGCAUCUCAUUUGUUCUUGAUUCUCUCUUGGUUUGGUAUUCAUCUUAGCUUCUUCUCAUCAGAGAGAGAGAGAGAGAGAUGGAAAGGAUGUUCCCUCCUAAGAAGCCUUCAACUAUGAAUUCCCAUGACAGACCCAUGUGCGUACAAGGGGACUCAGGGCUUGUCCUCACCACAGACCCAAAGCCACGCCUCCGUUGGACUGUUGAACUCCAUGAACGCUUUGUUGAUGCUGUUAAUCAGCUUGGAGGGCCUGAUAAGGCCACUCCUAAAACAAUCAUGAGGGCUAUGGGUGUGAAGGGUCUCACACUUUACCACCUCAAGAGCCACCUUCAGAAAUUCAGGCUUGGAAAGCAGCCCCACAAGGAAUUCAAUGAGCACUCAAUUAAGGAUGGUAUAAGAGCGUCGGCUUUAGAACUGCAAAGAAAUCUCGGAUCCUCUUCCACCAUGAUUGGCCGCAACAUGAACGAGACGCAAAUGGAGGUUCAGAGAAGAUUUCAUGAACAACUAGAGGUUCAAAAACACCUUCAGCUAAGGAUUGAGGCUCAAGGAAAAUACAUGCAGAGUAUAUUAGAGAAGGCUUGUCACACACUUGCAGGUGAAAACACAGGCACAAACUUAAAGGGUAUUGGAGCUCCUCAAAAUACCUCUGAGAUGGGGGUCAUGAAAGAAAUCGGUUCUCUUAAUUGCACUUCUUUUCAAGAUCUUAACAUUUAUGGUAGUGGUGACCAACUUGAUGGGUUUAUGCCAACUAAUAAUGAGAGUUUAUUUGUGGGUAAGAAGAGGCCUUGCCCCUAUAGUGGAAGUGGAAAGAAUCCAUUGAUUUGGAAUGAUGAUCUCAGGCUUCAAGAUUUGGGAACGGCUUCAUCAUGCAUUAGUCCUCAAGAUGAUCCUUUCAAAGGUGAUCAACAGGUUCAAAUUGCACCACCAUCAAUGGAUAGAGGUGCUGAUAGUGAUCCCAUGUCAGAGAUCUAUGACACAAAGGCAGUACUACUGCAGAGGGAAAGUGUAGGUGGUCAGAAGAAAUUUGAUGCAUCUAUGAAGCUUGAAAGGCCAUCAUCCAAAACAUCGCCUCUUCGAGCAGAAAGGAUGAGUCCAAUUAUCAAUACUGAUUCCAUAGCACAAGGUAGAAGCUCACCAUUUGGUUGAGAAUUUUAAUUAAUACGCUUAAUUAUAUGUAAUUGGCUAUUAGUAUAGUUUGAGAUGUAGGGUUUUGAAUUGGGUGUUAGAGAUUAGCAGUUCAUACGGAUGUUAUAAUUUUCUGCCAAGUAGUAAUAUUACUGGUAUAAAGCCUUUGUUUGCAUGGCAAAUCAAAAUUCUCAUUCUAAUCUAAUUAUAUUAAAGCGGUUUAAUUG
Molecule: messenger RNA, 1425 nt
Organism: Abrus precatorius (Indian licorice)
Lineage: Eukaryota; Viridiplantae; Streptophyta; Magnoliopsida; Fabales; Fabaceae
Product: myb family transcription factor APL-like
Exons: 6
Coding region: 152-1219 (355 amino acids)
Molecular function (GO): DNA binding; DNA-binding transcription factor activity
Source: RefSeq, a predicted model, not a curated record